Messenger RNA from Ceraceosorus guamensis, 1985 nucleotides. RefSeq names its product SPOC domain-like protein. Gene Ontology annotation, molecular function: double-stranded DNA binding; telomeric repeat DNA binding. Gene Ontology annotation, cellular component: Ku70:Ku80 complex. The record is from RefSeq and is a predicted model, not a curated record. The transcript has 10 exons. Lineage: Eukaryota; Fungi; Basidiomycota; Exobasidiomycetes; Ceraceosorales; Ceraceosoraceae. Gene Ontology annotation, biological process: double-strand break repair via nonhomologous end joining; cellular response to X-ray; telomere maintenance. The coding region runs from base 85 to 1860 and encodes 591 amino acids.
CACUUUCAUCUCCCAACUCAAGUGGCGAGCGGCAGCACCUUCGGUACCGAGUCUGGGUGCAGAUCUCUAGCAUGUGCGCCGAAGAUGUCGCUUGCAUCCACCAUAACCACGUUCUUGAUCGACGUCUCCCCUUCUAUGGGUGCACUUCGAACAGUCGCAGAGGAUGUCGAAGACGCCGAUGAUCAGGAGGAGACGACUCGAUUGGACGAAGGAGAUAGAGUCAGAGCGGAAGAUGGAAUGGAUGGAGAGCUCAACGAUGGGCAUGGUCCGAAGAGGACUUCGGGUGAAUGGAAAGUCAGAGAGAGAGAGACGAGCAAUUUGCAGUGGGCUUGCGAGUUUGUGGGAAGACGCGUACAGACUUAUGUACAUGCGGGGCUCAAGACAGGCAAGGUCUGCCUCAUUACGUAUGGCUCAGCGACCACAAAUAAUGCGGUAGCAGGUGAUGGUACAACGAAACAAGAGUACCUGGGCAUCAAUGAGAUGUUCUCGCCUGCACAGCCCGAUCUCAAUACUUGCGAGCUGGUGCGAGCGCUUAGAGCAUCCAAAGACUCCGAAGAACCGCACAGGGCAGAUCCUCUGGAUGCGCUCAUCGCGGCGAUCUGCACGCUCACCGAUAAAGAUAGAGGAGGCAUCAACAGCUCCUCCAAGAAUACCUGGAGUCGCACAAUAUACCUCAUCACCGAUGCGAUGACCAAAUUCAAUCAGGACGAUUCUGCUCUGAUACAGCAGCGCCUGGAGGAGGAGAACAUUCAGCUCAAAGUCAUUGGUAUCGAUUUCGAUGACGAGGGGUUUGGAUAUGUGGAAGAAGACAAGCCAUCGACUAAAGCCAAGAACGAGCAAUUCUGGCACGACUUUCUGUCCCGCGUUCCAGGAUCGGGCAUCGCUACAGCAGCAGAUGUGAUCGAGCAGACACACAUGCCCCAAUUAGCGCCGAAAAAGUCGGCCGCUCAGAAUGCCACGCUAACAUUUGGGGACCCAGAGGAGCAGCAUCUUUCUCAAGAAGUGCUGGGUAUAGCGGUAGUGCUUUACAAAGCGACGACGUUGGUCCGACCCAUGAGCGCAAAGAAGCUGAGCAAGAUUGCACAGCAGAGUGCGGCUGGGAAAGCCGAAAUGGAACGCGCUGCUCAGUUGAAGAUUGAGCCUUCUAGCGCUCCCAAGCUCCAACCUAAUCAGGAGCUAGAGGGUUCAAAUCCCGCUUUCAUUGACAGCGAAGCUCAUGCCAUGUCCUAUGGAGUGGACAUGGUUCGCAAGUACUUCAUCUUGGACGAGAUCAGGCAACUGCCCGAGGAAGAGAUGGAUUCUGCUCAACCUUUGCCUGAGGGAUCCGAAGAGAAUUUUAUCAAGGCUUGGAAACUGGGCAAAAGCCAUAUUCCUGUCGAACAGGUGCAAGACGUGGUGUUCGCUACGCAGGCCGGACUCGAGAUCAUCCAAUUUCACAACAGAGAGCAGCUACGAAGAUGGUUCGUCAUGGGAGAGACGAGCUACGUGCUGGCUUCACCAGGCAACGGCGAAGCUCAACUGAAAAUUUCGGCCCUGGUCAAAGCUAUGAUUGAGCUGGGGAAAAUUGCUCUGGUCAGGAAUGUCAAGAAACGUGACGCUGACCCAAAGCUCGCGGCGCUGAUACCGAUUCCCAAAGAUCCAGAAAGUGGCUCCGAGGCUGAUCACUUUGUGUAUGCCGAGGUGCCAUUCGCGAACGAUUUCAAGCGGCUAAUCUUCCCGCCUUUGGAAUAUGUUGUGGAUCGCAAUGGCGUCGAGCAUCGAGAGCAUCAUCUGCUGCCGACGCGGGAGAUGCAGAGCGCGAUGGAUGAUCUGGUCGACUCUAUGGAUCUGAUGGAAGCUUACGAAGAGCCUGAUGGGUGAGUCUUUGCCGAGCGAUCGUGGAACGCUCCGAGGCGCAGUGCCAAGUGACGACCUCUGGCUUGGCACGUGUACAGAUCACGCUCCGAGUGGUUCUCGACUGAAGAUAGCUUCAAUCCGGCUAUACA